AUGACUGAUGAGCAAGAAUAUUGUGUGCUUUGCCCCAAGAGGAACCCUGGCACGGGUACUUGGAUAUGCUGCGACGUCUGCGAGACUUGGUAUCAUGUCCGCUGUCUGAAGAUGACGGUCGAGGAGUUUGAGGUUAUUGACCAGUACCACUGCUCAGACUGUGCCCCCAAGGCAGGACCCAGUACCGUGCUUCGUAAGUCUUCGCGUCGGCAGGGAAGGAUCAACUAUGCAGACCUGGUCAAUGGGAUUGUGAGUCAUCAGAGCAAGUGGCGUGUCGUACUGGAUUCACACCAGUUCCAGCUGGACAAAUUCGAGAGGAUUCAAGGAAAGGACCUGACACUAGACUGGCUGCGUGCAACGGGAUUCAAGGAGCCAGUCAUAAUCAAAAGAGACGAGGAUGGGACAACGGACGGACUGGGAAUGAAGAUGCCAGCAGCGACACUGACCGUAGAUGAUGUCCGCGACUAUGUUGGAGCUGAUACACCUGUUGAGGUCAUUGAUGUCGCGACACAGUCAGAGGAGGCAGAUUGGAACAUGGCCUCCUGGGCGGACUACUUCAAGACUGAACCCAAGGAUAGGGUUUACAAUGUCAUCAGUCUUGAGAUCACAGGCACACCCCUCGCCGACAAAGUGCAGCGUCCAAAAGUUGUCAGGGAGUUGGACUGGAUCGAGAACUUUUGGCCCAAGGAACUUCGACCAACCGAGUUCCCCAAAGUGCAGCUGUAUUGCUUGAUGAGCGUUCGGGACUCUUACACAGAUUUCCAUAUUGACUUUGCGGGAUCAUCUGUGUUUUACCAUAUUCUUUCGGGAUCAAAGACGUUUUACUUUGUGGAGCCAACACCGACUCAUCUCAGGAAAUAUGCGAAAUGGUCAUCGUCAGCGGAUCAAUCGACGACUUUCUUUGGAGAUGAUGUGCCUGGAAAGUGUUACAAGGUUGAGCUGACGCAAGGCGACACCAUGAUGAUCCCGGCGGGGUGGAUUCAUGCAGUGUACACACCUUCGUCGUCGGUGGUCAUUGGCGGCAACUUUGUGCACUCGCUCAACAUUCCAAUGCAGUACAGAGUUGCCGAGAUUGAGGGAGAGACGAACGUGCCUCCCAAGUUCAGAUUCCCAUACUUUGAGAAACUAAACUGGUUUGUCGCCCUUGGUUGCUCCGAGCGAGGCCCUGAUUACCUGUCCAGCUUGUCAGAGGCUGAGCUCUUUGGACUGCUGGCCCUAACGACGCACCUCUACCAACGACAUAGGAACCUCAAGCGGGAUCCAAACCUCAGCAAAGACGAGCGACACAUGAUUCGAGCUAGUGUGCCUCAGGAAGUCACUACAGCUUCAUCUGAUGACACUGUCGCUGUGCUGCGACGACUCAACCAAACUGUUUGCGACAUAUUAAAAACAAAGAAGGCGACGAUUGUCAUCGGCCUGGAGCUGCAGGUCCCUACUAAGGAAGAGGAGGAGACACAGGACAAGUCGACAAAGUCCAAGAUUAAAAUCAGAAUCAAAUUGAACUCGACACCUUCUACAACUCAUUCUGGAGACGAGGAGUCAACUCAGGGAGAGCAGCAAGUCCCUAUUUCGACCGCACCUUCCAAACUCAAACUGAAGCUGCCAACCUUCUCAGCCAUAACCACAGCAACGACCACCAAAUCAACGAAAUCUAGGCGUAAGAGCAAGCGACCCGUCAAGAACGAGGACGAUGAUGAGAGCGAGAGUACGUUGGAUGGUGCGAGCGAUGGAGAGUUGGAUGAUCAGCUAGAGACGGACGAUGAUGAGUGGAACGAGUUUGAAAAUCAAUUGGACGAUGUCUUUGACGAUGGCCAGGACCAUGAGAUCGACGACGAUGGAGAACUGGACAUGCGGUCAUCCGACUCGGAAUAUGAUGAGGUCACACGACCCAAGCGUGUGCGAAACAGGAAGAGCUCCUCGGGGGUCACGACAAAGUCUUCGUCACCAGUGACACCAACCUCAGCUAUCACCAUCCCAAUGACGAACCCUCGUGUCAAGCGGUCAUCGUCCGAGACGGUGUACUUUGGUGAUGUUGAUGGCCCGACUGUGGACUAUGUCCUUCCUUCCUCAUCUAUUCGCCGCAAGGAGGUGAGUGAUGAUGACGAGGACGAUGUUGUGCUUGGACUGGGCAAGAAACGCAAGUCGACGGCGAUUCAUUCUCUGGGAGGGCUGGCGCCUUCGAUGCCAUUUGGGUCGACAGGUGGUAGCGCCAAUAAGAGAAAGGUGACUGGAGGCGGCACGGCCAAGGAUCGUAUCAAGUCUUUGCUGAUGAGGCGUCGUUAG
This is a messenger RNA of Linnemannia hyalina, 2283 nucleotides long. The record is from the annotation of a GenBank genome assembly. NCBI's taxonomy places the organism in Eukaryota, Fungi, Mortierellomycota, Mortierellomycetes, Mortierellales, Mortierellaceae.